CGUAUUAUACAAGGUCAUCGGCUCCUUCCACCAGAAUGAAAUCUUGAAAGAGUACGGAAUGACAGAAAGCACAGUGAAAUGAAAACAAAAAAGUGCAUAAAACGGAAAAAUGAAAUUAAAAACAGACAGAAAAGUUAAUAAAAACGAAAAGGUGAAAUAAGAACGAAAAAGUGAAUAACAACCAAAAAGUGAAAUUAAAAACGGAAAGUGAAUAAAUACGAAAAAGUUUAAUAGGAACGAAAAAGUGAAUGAAAACGAACAAGUGAAAUUAAAAACGGAAAGUGAAUAAAUACGAAAAAGUUAAAUAGGAACGAAAAAGUGAAUGAAAACGAAAAAGUGAAAUUAAAAAGGAAAGUGAAUAAAUACGAAAAAGUUAAACAGGAACGAAAAAGUGAAUGAAAACGAAGAAGUGAAAUUAAAAACGAAAAAGUGAAUAAAAACGAAGUUGAAUAAAAACGAAAAUGUGCAUAAAAUGGAAGAGUGAUUAAAAAGGAAAAGUGAAAAAAAAAAACGGAAAAGUUAAUCAAAUUUAAAAAGUGAAUACUAGAGGCAAAAGUGAAUAAAAACGAAAAGUGAAUAACAAUGAAAAAACUAAGAACGAAAAAAAAUGAAAUAAGAAAAAGUUCAUAAGCAAAAGUUAAUAAAAACGAAAAAGUGAGGCAAAAACGAAAAUGUGAAUAAAGACAAGAUAGUGCAUAAAACGAAAAAGGGAAAUAAGAUGUCUUCGCUCAUUUUAUUCAAUAACAUAAUGGUGCGGACUGGCAGCUUCCUGGUGCUUUUAUGGAGUCUCUGCACGUGGCAAGUUUGGGCAUCACCACCUGAAUGUGACGUUGAAGGGCUGAGAUGUGAGAUCAUCUGCUCCUUUCCUGACCUGACACUCCAUUGUACCCGAUGUCUUAACAGGCGGCCAAUGAGGUUCGGAAAAAGGUCGAAGAGAAGUUCCAAGAGAAAAGAAGAGUUCCCAGAAUAUCCAGCAGCUUGGGAAUUACCUUUUGCUAAUCUGGAAGAAUCUCCUCUUCGCCAGCUCUAUGACUCGGAUGACACCUCAUCCAUGGCAGAGCGGAUACCGGGAGGAUGGCGUCCAGAAUCGAAGAUGGGUUUGGAAACUACCGAGGUAAAAGGACUAAUUCCAGAUCACAUUCCUAAGGGGAAAUACCCUAGGAAAUAUACCUUCCUGUCGGAUCACCAAAGGAACAAGAGGAAACAGCAUAGGGAUUUUCCUGGAAGGUUUCCUUUUCCAUACCCUCAAACCUCCUUUCACGGACAGUUGCCGGACACUAUCUCAACUGUCUGGUCUUCUUUGAAUGAAAAACUGGUGCAACACAAGCAAGGUUUCACAAAAGCAAAAUCUAGCAGUGAUGACAAUGAAAAUCGUUUCACCAGGAAAGGGUACGCAAAUACGCUAAGUCCAGUUAUGAGAGGUUUCAGUUCACUGACGCCACGGGCCCUAGAGGCCUUGGACCAGAAAUUUGAAGGAUCUCCCUUCAGUCUGAAUAGAAAAGAGAAGCGGAUCACUGACACCCCCAAAGGAUACUUUCCAAUAGCCAAACGAUCCAAAAGAUCUGUCCAGGAAGUUAUGGAAGACCUCAUGUUUCUUCUCGGCCUGGAGGAACUGCCCGUCGACCCCAGGUUAUACGGAUGUCAGGAGGUCAUCCUGCCAGUGUCCAGUGACUCCUACAUAGUUCUUAAUGCAAAGAAGUGAAGUGUGGAUCGGGGCAUUAACAGUAAUAUAUUUUUAAAAAAUAUAAAUAAAAAAUGAUUUAUAGUAGGGAAGCUCUGAUUCUUUCAUAUGUAUAGGCAUUUUGAAAUAACAUAUUCUUGAAUGGGAACAUCCUGAGUCCAAGACAACUGAAUUUUAUUUUAAUUUCAGAAAACCUAAUUUAUUAUUAUUACUAUCAUUAUAAAACUUAAAACAUUAAAUCACCUGCUAAGCCUUUCACGUACAGUAUGCAAAGGUACACAGCUAUUCCUCGAAGACAUAAAGCUUUAAGUGCGGUAUUUAUAUUCGGCAAAAGCAAGAAAAAGUAGAGGAUUUUAAUCUAUACAUCCCUUAAAGCCUUGUCAAAGAUAAGCAGUGAGAUCAAAAGAGAGUUACAGAAUAUCUAAAAACUAACGGAGUUUCAUAAGCAGAGAUACAAAUACAAAAGAAAUGAGAAACUCGUCAAGUAGUUUGAUCUGUGUUUAAAAGCGAUCAUCACCUGACUCGGGCCCCCAACCCCAUUCGUUUCGCGUCUCAUUGUGGCCGACUGCCUAACUUUGCAGAAUUCCUAAACUAGUUUCAAUGACGAGCGUCGCUUUAUUACAAGCUAGGAACGUUACUCGACUUUCAACCUUCUCUCUUUCUUUUUUUUUUUUUAAAUGCAACAUUCCCUUUCUUCUACCGCGCUUUCCGAUUUAUAUAACCUGCAUAAGAGGCAGGUCCCGGUCACCCAAUUCGUGAUGUUUACCGACAGGAUAUUUUCAAUCAAAGACUGAGCGUUAUUAGGUAUAUUUUGUUCGCGUCGGUAUCUUUAUGGUAAAAAAAAAAGUAUGAGACAAAAAGACCCCUCUUGACCUGGGGAAUCCUAGAAUGACCGUUACUGGCGACAAAAGACUGCCAUACUUCAAAAAGAAGCAAACAUUCAUGAGAAACCAAGCAGGACGUGAUGCUUAUGAUAAUGUAGAGAAAACAAAUUACAGUACGAUACCGUGCGCGCUCGCGUGCGUGUGUGUGUGUGUGUGUGUGAGAGAGAGAGAGAGAGAGCGA
Macrobrachium nipponense is the source of this 2746-nucleotide messenger RNA. RefSeq lists its product as uncharacterized. Lineage: Eukaryota; Metazoa; Arthropoda; Malacostraca; Decapoda; Palaemonidae. The coding region runs from base 719 to 1702 and encodes 327 amino acids. The record is from RefSeq and is a predicted model, not a curated record. The transcript has 3 exons.